UCCAUAACCAAAGAUUUUGUAUGUCUGUGGGGCUGUUGGCAACUCAGCUUUUGUUUGGAUUAAAAUUCUUAAAUCGCUUUAUCGGUGUAAAUUCAAAUCCCUUUUUAAAAACAAGACAGUUUGCGCAUCUUUUGCAUUAUAACCCUGCCAUGACUUUCCGUUAUCCUUCCGUUCGUCGUGGCGAUACAGUCGACAUUUAUCAUGACAUACCGGUUCCUGAUCCUUAUAGAUGGUUGGAAGAUGCCGAUUCAGAAGAAACAAAGAAAUUUAUUCAAGAGCAAAAUGCUUUAACCAUUCCAUUUCUUGAAAGUUGCCCAAUCCGUGAGCAAAUUAAAGAAAGGAUCACCUCUUUGUGGAACUAUCCAAAAUUUUAUUGUCCUUUCAAAGAGGGAAAUAAUUAUUACUACUUGAUGAAUACUGGAUUGCAGAAUCAAAAUGUCAUGUAUAAGCAGGAAAGUCUUACUAGUACAGCUGAAGUUUUCAUUGAUCCAAAUGAAUGGUCAGAUGAUGGUACUGUAAGUUUAACAAAAAAGGAGUUUUCUGAAGAUGGAGAAUAUUUAGCAUAUGGAAUGAGUCAAAGUGGUUCUGACUGGAACAAGAUUAAGGUCAAAUGUGUGAAGACAAAAGCAGAUUUACCUGAUAUUAUUGAGAAUGUUAGAUAUUCUGGAAUUUCAUGGACUCAUGAUAAUAAAGGAUUUUUUUAUUCUUGCUUUCCAAAAGUAGAAGGCAAAGCUGAUGGCACUGAAACAACUGCUAAUCAAUAUCACAAAUUAUACUAUCAUAGACUUAAUACUAGUCAAGCUGAUGAUGUUCUUUGUAUGGAAUUUCCCGAUGAGCCAAACUGGAGAGUUGGAGCAGUUGUUAGCGACUGUGGUAAAUAUCUACUAGCUUCUGUCCAAGAAUCCUGUAAAAAUAACAUGCUAUAUGUGUGUGACCUGACUAAAUCUGGAAUAACUGGACUUUUGCCAUUUCGUUGCCUUGUGAACAAAUUUGAAGCAGAAUACAACUAUGUAACAAAUACAGGAUCCAUAUUCACUGUGCAUACUGAUAGAAACGCUCCACUUUAUCGGUUAGUGAAUAUUGACAUAGAAAAUCCUGAAGAGGAAAACUGGGUUGAUCUAGUGCCUGAAAGCAAAGCAAAUGUUUUAGAAUGGGCUUUAUGUGUAAAUGAAGACAAGCUGCUUUUGUGUUAUAUAGAAGAUGUUAAAAAUGUUCUUGGUUUAUAUAGUUUAAAUACUGGUGACCUACUUAAACAUUUUCCUUUGGAACUUGGAACAAUAGCUGGAGUUUCUGGUAAAAGAAGUCAAAGUGAGAUAUUUUACAAAUUUGUAUCAUUUUUGACUCCUGGAAUAACAUAUUUUUGUGAUCUGCAAUGUAGUAUGAACCCGGAAGUUUUCAAAAAAACUGAAGUUCCUGGUUUUGAUGCUUCCCAGUUUCAAACAACUCAAGUAUUUUAUUCUAGCAAGGAUGGGACAAAAAUUCCAAUGUAUAUAGUUCAUAGAAAGGACAUUGUGAAAGAUGGCUCUGCUCCAGCCUUUCUUUAUGGCUAUGGAGGAUUCAAUAUUAGCAUGCAGCCACAGUUCAGCAUUUCCAGAACAGUAUUCAUGAAUUACUUUAAGGGAGUUGUUGCACUUCCUAAUCUCAGAGGUGGAGGAGAGUAUGGUGAAAGGUGGCAUAAUGCUGGCAAGCUGUUGAACAAACAAAAUGUUUUUGAUGAUUUCCAUGCAGCUGCAGAAUAUUUAAUUGAUAACAAGUACACCUCACCUUCUAAAUUGACCAUUAAUGGUGGUUCUAAUGGUGGUUUACUUGUUGGGGCCUGUUUAAUUCAGAAACCACAUCUUUAUGGCUGUGCUGUAGCUCAAGUUGGGGUUCUUGACAUGUUAAGGUUUCAUAAAUUUACAAUUGGACAAGCUUGGACAAGUGACUAUGGAUGCUCUGAUGAUAAAGAGCAAUUUUUAUAUUUAUUGAAGUACUCUCCUCUUCACAAUUUGAAACCAGCUGAAUAUCCUGCCACACUUUUGUUGACUGCAGAUCAUGAUGACAGAGUUGUGCCCUUGCAUUCACUUAAAUUCAUUGCAGAAAUGCAAUAUCAGAUCAGUAAAUGCUCUGGAAAUGUUAAACCAGCUUUCAUCAAAGUGGAUGUCAAAAGUGGACACGGAUUUGGAAAGCCUACUUCAAAAAUAAUUGAAGAAUUGACAGAUGUGUAUUGCUUUAUGUAUAACACAUUACAACUGCAAUAUUAUGAUUGAGAAGUAUUUUUAUACAUUUGUUAAAAUUUCAGCACAAAAGUCAUUUAUAAUAAAAUUCUAC
Molecule: messenger RNA, 2310 nt
Organism: Uloborus diversus
Lineage: Eukaryota; Metazoa; Arthropoda; Arachnida; Araneae; Uloboridae
Product: prolyl endopeptidase-like
Exons: 19
Coding region: 21-2249 (742 amino acids)
Biological process (GO): proteolysis
Cellular component (GO): cytosol
Molecular function (GO): oligopeptidase activity; serine-type endopeptidase activity
Source: RefSeq, a predicted model, not a curated record